AACGAAACCCGGCCGGGGCGCCCUGGCCGGUUUGGGAACCCUUGAGCGACCCGACCCGACCCGACCCGACCGAGGGAAGCCGGCAGCCUCCGGCCCGCGAGCCCACGUCGGCGCAGCAGCCAGCCCGGGGCUGCCCCAGAAAGGCUGAUGGUGUCGUGUUAAGCUCCUGCACGACUGGGCAAACAGCGGGGAGCGGGACUCAGAUGUCUGCGGAGGACAAAGAAUGUGUUGACUUUGCCAGACUGAAGCGGCGAAGGCUUGGUUUCGCCGACCUGGGAGAUGUUUCGGAUUCUCUCCCACCAUUCCCGGGUACAGAGUCUCAGCAGGAGAGGGGCUGGUGCGAGUGGGCUGUCAGGUAACGGGCAGUGCAGGGCUGCAGCCUGGUGGGAAAUGCCUGUGCACACCGUAAGCGCCGCAGGAAAGCAACUUGGGAGAUUGGUGGUGUCUUCACAGAGGAAACCAGCCAGCCUUGGCGAUCGUUAAUGAGACCAGAAAUAGCCCCACCUGCGCCUUCUCAGCCUGUUGAGCGUUACUUCAGCAGGUCAGGGGUUUGCCGCGGGACUGUUGCCGCCCCCCAGGCCCGCUUAGGUCUGUGGGAGGACCCCGCCUCUCACACUAGAUCAGGCCGCAGCAAGGCCUCCGCAUGGGCUUGGAUUUCGGCAGGUCCGUCCCCCUGGGCCUCUCACAGUGCCCCGUGCCAGAGCAGACUGCCACCCCGAACCAUUGCCUGGUCUCUGCCCGUGGGCCGUGUGCACUGAAGCGGGUUGUACAGUGAAAGAGAAAGCUGCUUGGCGAAAGUCAAGUAGGACAAAAGCAAUACUUUGAAGGAAACUGUCCUGCCCCAGCGUCACCGACCAAGAAGGCUAAGGACAGUGGCGCCUGUUGUCACAGGCUUGCUUUUGCUUAUUCAUAACUCAUUUGUGCUGGCGCUUUGUGCGCCAAAAAAUGACUUCCGCGUGGCUAUUAUCACUCAUAGCGAAGCAAACAUUGGCGUUGGGGCAGUGGGGGCAGUUGGGGUUCCCAGAAUUGCCAAUUCGCAGGCUGAACUGCCACAGUGCUGGUCUCUGGUCAGACGCAGCAGCCACCGCAGCCGCCUCUGGAUGACGAUGCGUUAUGCUAAUUCGACAGUUUGGGGUUUUUUGUUAAUGUGCAGAAUGAAAACUGACUCAUGGGAGUUUCAGGAAACUGGAGUGCUCUCGGAGGUCCCUAGUCAUUCUCUUGACCUGCUGGUCUAUGAAAGACUUGAGUGAAAUUAGGAAACAGCAAGAUGCUUCCGGCAACUUUGAGUAAUUAUGCUGCUGUUUUACACCUGCUGGGUGAAGCUCCCAAUAGUGAACUGACCAUUGUAAAAUUUCUUCCAUGUCAGUGAACUAAAUGGCAGAAAGCUUCUGAAAUUUGCAUUCUGCAUUUUUUUUUAAGCACAAAUACUUGAAAUGUUCACUUUGAGAUAUGUGACACUCUAGGGAGGUCUGGUGUGCUGCUUGAGAAACGUGUGUGCCCUGCGGAGGCUUGUGCGUGCCCACUCAGUGCCUGGCCUCUCGCUGCAGUGUGUUCUGAACUUGACAGCAACCUGUGUGUUUCUCAGGUCUUUUCCACCGCGGCCCCGGGGCACCUCCAUUAUAGGACGCGGAAGGCCUGGGGGAGCGCCCCUGUGAGGCUGGCGUGACACAGAUUCCGGAUCUCAGUUUUUCCAUAGGAACAGCCAGAAACCAUGAACAGCUUUAGCGAUGAAGAGUUUGACUGCCAUUUCCUCGAUGAAGGCUUUACUGCCAAGGACAUUCUGGACCAAAAAAUUAAUGAAGUUUCUUCUUCCGACGAUAAGGAUGCCUUCUACGUCGCCGACCUGGGGGAUGUUCUGAAGAAGCAUCUGAGGUGGUUAAAAACUCUUCCUCGGGUCACCCCCUUUUAUGCCGUCAAGUGCAAUGAUAGCAGGACCAUAGUGAAGACCCUUGCUGCCGUCGGGGCAGGAUUUGACUGUGCCAGCAAGACUGAAAUACAGUUGGUGCAGAGUCUUGGGGUGCCUCCUGAGAGAAUUAUCUACGCAAAUCCUUGUAAACAAGUGUCUCAGAUAAAGUAUGCAGCCAACAACGGCGUCCAGAUGAUGACCUUUGACAGUGAGGUCGAGCUGAUGAAAGUCGCCAGGGCACAUCCGAAGGCAAAGUUGGUUUUGCGGAUUGCCACUGAUGAUUCCAAAGCUAUCUGUCGCCUCAGUGUAAAAUUUGGUGCCACACUGAAAACCAGCAGGCUGCUUCUGGAACGGGCAAAAGAGCUAAAUAUUGACGUCAUUGGUGUCAGCUUCCAUGUGGGGAGCGGCUGCACCGAUCCUGAGACCUUCGUGCAGGCCAUCUCCGACGCCCGCUGUGUCUUCGACAUGGGAGCUGAGGUUGGCUUCAACAUGUGUCUUCUUGACAUUGGGGGUGGCUUUCCUGGAUCCGAGGAUGUAAAGCUUAAAUUUGAAGAGAUAACCAGUGUCAUCAACCCAGCACUGGACAAGUACUUUCCGGCGGACUCCGGCGUGCGCGUCAUAGCUGAGCCAGGCAGAUACUAUGUUGCGUCCGCCUUCACGCUGGCUGUGAACAUUAUUGCCAAAAAGCUUGUGUUGAGGGAGCAGACAGGCUCUGACGAUGAAGAUGAGGCGAGUGAACAGACCUUUAUGUAUUACGUGAACGACGGCGUCUACGGGUCGUUUAACUGCAUCCUGUACGACCAUGCGCACGUGAAGCCCCUCCUGCAGAAGAGACCCAAGCCCGACGAGAAGCUCUACUCCUCCAGCAUAUGGGGCCCGACCUGUGACGGCCUCGACCGCAUCGUCGAGCGCUGUGACCUGCCCGAGAUGCAUGUGGGGGACUGGAUGCUCUUCGAAAACAUGGGGGCGUACACCGUGGCUGCGGCCUCCACCUUCAACGGCUUCCAGAGGCCCACUAUCUACUACGUGAUGUCGGGGCCGACGUGGCAGCUGAUGCAGCAGACCCAGAGCCGCGGCCUCCCGCCGGAAGCGGAGCAGCAGGACGCGAGCGGCGCGCUGCCGGUGUCGUGCGCGCGGGAGAGCAGGAUGACGCGGCACCCGGCCGCCCGCGCCUCGGCCAGCGUGAACGUGUAGAUGCGCCCGUCGCUGUCACUGCCAGUUAGUCGGGGGCUCGGGGCCGCUUCACUCACGACUGCUAGUUUCGAAAUGUCCUUGUAAGUAGGGUUUUGGCACAGAUGCGACGAGGCGGGGUCACACUUAUCUGUGUUCCUAUGGAAACUCUUUGAAUAUUUGUUUUAUAUGGAUUUUUAUUCACUUCAAACAUGCUACUAAAGAAAGCCCCUCAGCUGCUGAGCAAGCGUUUGUAGCUUGCACAUUGGCAGGAUGGGCCGAACGCCUAGUGUUGUGACCUGUUUUAAAAAUAAAAUAUC
Condylura cristata (star-nosed mole) is the source of this 3396-nucleotide messenger RNA. RefSeq names its product ornithine decarboxylase 1 (gene ODC1). The record is from RefSeq and is a predicted model, not a curated record. The coding region runs from base 1712 to 3100 and encodes 462 amino acids. NCBI's taxonomy places the organism in Eukaryota, Metazoa, Chordata, Mammalia, Eulipotyphla, Talpidae. The transcript is spliced from 11 exons. Gene Ontology annotation, cellular component: cytoplasm. Gene Ontology annotation, molecular function: ornithine decarboxylase activity.